AGCAGACUCAACAUUGAAUAAAUUGGGUCUUUAAGUAAUUAAGCGUGGCCGAAUUUUGAUGUGAAUACUUAGCUCCGUUUCCUUCGAUGUGUUCUUACCGGUUAGACAUUAGAGAGAAUAGACUGUUUCAUUUUCUCGAAUUGUGUGCUAAUUUGUUAGAUACUGAAAAUUCUAUAGUCGCAGGACUAAUCCUUGCUUUAAGAGGUAUUCACGAGCUAUUUUUGUGACAGUUGGGGUAAAUCAAAGUUGUGCUCUUCAUGCAGACUGAGAAAAAAAUACACAAAUAAUUAAGCUUUGCAGUUUUACUAGAAAAGUCCGUGUUGUUGGUGUCUUAUAAACGCAGAUAACGAACCAUAAUGGCAGGUCUUCGAUCACUUCUCCCUGCACCAACGCAAAAAAUUUAUUCUGCGCGAGAACAACAGGAAGCAAGCGGAAAUUUAGUUAUCGAAACUAAGAAGGAUCCCCAUGCGCACAUUCCUAUUUAUGGUAGAAGACGAGGAUGGACACCAAGAAAGGUAGGUGACUAUGGUGACGGAGGAGCGUAUCCCGAGAUUCAGGUUGCCCAAUACCCCCUCGAAAUGGGUAAGAAGAAAGAUAAACCAACUGGGAAUGCAAUAACGGUUCAACUUGAUGCACAAGGUAAAGUAAAAUAUGACGCGUUACUGAAACAAGGCGGAAAUGCUGAUAAGGUAGUGUACUCAAAACUCCAGGAUUUAUUGCCUUAUGAAAUAACCGCCGAUGAUGAAGAAGAGUUAAAGAAGCCGGAUGACGAGGCCAUCAAAAGAAUUACAGAAGAUACCAAAAAGGCACUGGAAAAGUUGACUCAUUCCAAAAUAUCUGCCGCUAUGCCCGUUCGGACGACUGAUAAACAGGCACCCGCUCAGUACAUUCGGUAUACACCUGCUCAGCAGGGAUCAGAAUUUAAUUCUGGGGCUAGCCAAAGGAUUAUACGAAUGGUGGAAGCGCAGAAAGAUCCAAUGGAACCUCCAAAAUACAAGAUCAAUAAGAAGAUACCUCGGGGCCCGCCAUCUCCACCUCCCCCGGUGAUGCAUUCUCCAACCCGCAAGGUCACUGUAAAAGAACAGCAGGAUUGGAAGAUUCCCCCGUGUGUCAGUAACUGGAAAAAUGCUAAAGGCUACACGAUUCCGCUUGACAAACGCUUGGCGGCCGAUGGCAGAGGUCUACAACAGCAGCACAUCAACGAAAACUUCUCUAAAUUGGCUGAGGCGCUAUACCUAGCUGACAGAAAAGCUCGAGAAGCCGUUGAGGCCCGAGCUCAACUCGAGAGGAAGAUGGCGGCCAAAGAAAAGGAAAAGAAGGAGGAGCAUCUUCGUGCUAUGGCCCAACGGGCCAGGGAUCAGAGGGCUGGUAUCCGAGUGAAUGAAGAGGACGAGGAUGAUGAGGCGCAGGAACGCGACAUGUUGCGUCAAGAAAGACACCGGGAGAGACAACGGGAAAGGAACAUUGCUCGUGCUGCCCCUGAUAAGCGAAACCGCUUGGAGCGGGAACGGGAAAGAGAUAUUUCAGAAAAAAUUGCGCUCGGUUUGCCAUCGACAAGUGGAACGAGCAAAAGUGGAGAAGUGCAAUUCGAUCAGAGACUUUUUAAUCAGUCGAAGGGUUUAGAGUCUGGUUUUGGCGAUGAUGAUUCUUACAACGUGUAUGAUAAAGCGUGGCGCAAAGGUCAGGGUUUGUCGAGUCAGCUAUAUAGACCACGCGGAGACCGAGAGACUGCUGAAGAUAUUGACUCCUUGAUUAAAACGGGACGGUUCAUCCCUGAUAAAAAAUUUGCGGGAACAGACCACUCAGAGUCAUCAGUGCGUCGCGGCCCCGUUCAGUUUGAACAGUCUGAGCAAGAAGAAGAUCCGUUCGGUUUAGAUAAAUUCUUCAAUGAAGCCAAAAAAGCUUCGCAUAAGAGAAGAGAUGACCGUAAUGAUGAAGAUCGUGGAGGAAAGAGACGAAGAGACUAAGCAAAAUGCAACAGCUCACCACGUUAUGACAGAGAAUUAGGGCCUAGAGUGUAAGCCACAAAGUAUAAAUUUUAAUUGAAUUUAAGAUGUACAAAAAAGAAGAUGUAAACAACACUUACUUUAACUGCAGAUGCAAAUUGUGUUAAUUGUAAUUGAGGAUUGCUACUUUGUACAAUGCUUCAUUUAAUUAAAAACGUUGGUCCUUUUCUAGUACUGAACUUUACUAAUGCAUCACAAUUUAUUGUGGACCUCAAAACAGAUUCUUUUUUUUUUAACUGUAAAGGUUUGCUUUUGACGGAUUGGCAUUAGGGCUUUGUUGAUGCUGGACUGCACCAUUUAUUUUGAUGUUGUUCAUUGACAAGCGGAAAAAGUGUGUGUGAUAAUGAACAUGCCUAUUAUGAUAGACAAUCGGUCGCGCAACAUCGUAUGCGCAUGUAUAUGCAAUUAAGCCAAAUAAUAAAGAUAGCAAAUAGGAACUAUUAAUUUGAUUACCAGUUCUCCUUAUUCUCAUAUGCACAAUACUGGUU
Messenger RNA from Varroa destructor (honeybee mite), 2494 nucleotides. RefSeq names its product Puff-specific protein Bx42 (gene Bx42). The record is from RefSeq and is a predicted model, not a curated record. Gene Ontology annotation, biological process: mRNA splicing, via spliceosome. Gene Ontology annotation, cellular component: spliceosomal complex. NCBI's taxonomy places the organism in Eukaryota, Metazoa, Arthropoda, Arachnida, Mesostigmata, Varroidae.